AUGAAUCGAUACGAACAAGAGUACACUAUACUCAACAUCAUUCAGCGAAAUGAAGACGAAUGCCUUGCAGGAAAUGAUUACAAUGGAAAAUACUUUGUUGCCAGGAUUACGACGGUACCAGUCUUGUUUAUACUUUCAGCUUUAGGUGCAUUCGCACCCUUGGUUGCAAUGUAUACUCAAAAAUUUAAAGUUCCAAGCUACGUAUUUUUUGCAAUCAAAUUCUUUGGAAGCGGAGUUAUUAUUGCCACCGGGUUUAUACAUCUUAUGGCAGAGGCUAAUGCCAGUCUCACAAAUACAUGCCUUGGGGCACCAUUUACAGAGUAUCCAUUUACUGAAGCAAUAGCUCUAAUGGCGUUGUAUCUAAUUUUCUUUUUUGACGCGGUUGCCCACAAAAAAUUGGUUGAAAAAGCUGCUAACAUGUCUGGACUUGAAAAUCCACUGCAACCUAGCGACAAGAUCUCCAUUAGCAGAUGCUCUUCAGGGUCGUUGUCUGUGCUAAGUGCAACAAAAAAUAUUGACAAGGAGAAACAUAGCGACAAUGAAAACGAGGAAAAUAAAGUUAAUAUCAAAUCAUUUGAAAAAAUGUAUCAAAAGAUACUCAAUUGCAUAGUAUUGGAGUGCGGAAUUGUGCUCCACUCUAUAUUUGUUGGCCUUUCUUUAACAAUAUCAGGGGACGAGUUUGUUACAUUGUACAUUGCCAUAGGGUUCCAUCAGUUUUUCGAAGGCUUGGGAUUAGGCACCCGAUUUGCAACGACGCAGUGGCCCCCAGGGAAAAAAUAUGUACCGUGGUUAAUGUCACUUGCAUAUAGCUUAACGACACCGCUUGCUGCCGGGAUUGGAUUAAUAGUGAGAGGUAGUUAUCCAGCAGGUUCGCGAACUGCACUAAUAGUCACAGGAACAUUUGAUGCUGCCUGUGCCGGAAUAUUGAUCUACAAUAGCGUAGCUGAGCUUAUGGCUUACGACUUGAUCUACUCUGGUGAUUUCGAAAACUCUUCCAUGAAUCAAUUAUUGCUUGCAUAUUUCUUUUUGGCCUUGGGCGCAUUAGCUAUGGCCAUUAUCGGUAAAUGGGCAUAA
Lodderomyces elongisporus is the source of this 1074-nucleotide messenger RNA. RefSeq lists its product as uncharacterized. Gene Ontology annotation, biological process: zinc ion import across plasma membrane. The record is from RefSeq and is a predicted model, not a curated record. Bases 1 to 1074 code for a protein of 357 amino acids. NCBI's taxonomy places the organism in Eukaryota, Fungi, Ascomycota, Pichiomycetes, Serinales, Debaryomycetaceae. Gene Ontology annotation, molecular function: low-affinity zinc ion transmembrane transporter activity. Gene Ontology annotation, cellular component: plasma membrane. The transcript has a single exon.